Molecule: messenger RNA, 5133 nt
Organism: Choloepus didactylus (southern two-toed sloth)
Lineage: Eukaryota; Metazoa; Chordata; Mammalia; Pilosa; Megalonychidae
Product: 40S ribosomal protein S9-like
Exons: 4
Coding region: 1592-1822 (76 amino acids)
Biological process (GO): positive regulation of translational fidelity; translation
Cellular component (GO): cytosolic small ribosomal subunit
Molecular function (GO): structural constituent of ribosome; rRNA binding
Source: RefSeq, a predicted model, not a curated record
GCCUGGCUACUCCCCGCCGCCAUUUCCGCAGCCUAGGGGCCUUUGCCUGCUUCUGUGGAGGUCUAGGCGCCAAGGUGGUGCCACAGGAGGGGUCUUGGGGUGGCAGACGCUACCGUGUGAGCCGCGCCUGCGCUCCAAGCCCGCGGGAGAGGGCCGGCCCCGCCCCUAGGCUCGGGUCCCAGGGCUUCCGGUGCUGGGAGGGGCGGGGGCACGAAGGAUGGGAUUGGCAGCUUGCCGAGCCCGGUGGUGUUGGGUUUCGGUGUGGAAGGGGUCGGCCGCUUCCCACCGGAGCCCCUGGACCCUGCGAACCCCUGAGUCCUCUGAGGACAGGAUCCUGCGAGAGGAAGCUGCGUCCUUAGCGCCCUGAGUGAGCAGAAGUGCCCACAUCCUAGGGGCGGUAAGGAGGGCGGGGAGCGCCGGAACCCCCAUCCCAGCAGCCGGUGGGUGGAGGAGGUGAUGAGCCUUUGACAACCCCCACUCCCUUGGCCCCAUGUUACUCAGGAGCCAAGGCUUGCUCUGGAGAUGCUAGUUGCAGACGAGCCUGGGAAUUCACUGACCAACCUGGAGGGAAACCUGGAGCCUGUAUCUGGAAGAGGGUCCAGACACCAGCCAUGGACAAGCAGACAUACAGUCAUGUCUCAGGAUUGUCUUUGUGGUUGGAGUAUCUGAUCAAGGUCCAAAGGUGGUCCACACACACAGAAGAACCAGGGUCUGCUGACCUUCCCAAGUUGUCUUGUAACAGCUGGAAGAACAGAGAGGCUACCCACCUGUAGGCUUCAUCCCCUCUAGUUCCCCUGAGGAAGAUGCUUCCUUCCUGGCAAGGAGGGCUCUGGGCACACUUUGGUCUCCCCAUGGAUGGUUUGCAUGCCUUAGAACCUCAGCCUUCCCUGACUGAUGUGGCCUGCAGUCUCAGGGAUGGUUUUCACCUGGAAGAAGCUGAGGUCCAAGAACAUGACCUGUGAUUGCCAAAGCCACAACUACUUCCUUUUAACUGUUCAACAUAUAUCACUGCUCAUGUAGCAACACCUGGCAUCCUCUUCUCUUGCCUCUUCUGUGACUGGCCCCUCCUGAGAAGUGGCCAGUGUGGCAUAAGGAAUGACUUUCUGAGCCCUGUUUCUGAGAAAAUGUUGCUUCUGCACACAACUGGGGAAUAGUUCACAAGCCUCUUGAUGCCCAAACAAAUUUCCAUUUUACAAAGAUUGAAGCCAAAUUUGACGGGAAAAGAUUUUAGUGCUGGGAGACUUAUGUGCUGCUUUCACCAGGGUAUCAUUAGAAAAAGAGUGGAGUGGUCUGACAGAGGCUGAGCAGCAGAGCCUUGGGAGGUUCCUGGACAGGCUUCUUAUCCAUUAAAAUUUUGGGUGGUUCUGUCUCCUUAGCCAGCAGUGAGACACAGGGCAGGAAGGUGGUCCCAGAGGCCUGGAGGCGUAUCUCUGAUGCCCAGGCCCUGGUCUAGUGUAUAACUUUGUGUAGUCAGUUAAUGACCCAUAAAAUUCACCAAGGGCUCAGCUGGAGAAGUCAAUCUUAAACCAGCAAUUAGCUUUUUCUGUCGUCUGGCCCUUCGCGGAGGUGCGGACGUGUAAGCGGCGCCAAUAUGCCCGUGUCCCGGAGCUGGGUUUGUCGGAAAACCUAUGUGACCCCGCGGAGACCCUUCGAGAAGUCCCGCCUCGACCAAGAGCUGAAGCUGAUCAGAGAGUACGGGCUCCGGAACAAACGCGAGGUCUGGAGGGUCAAGUUUACGCUGGCUAAGAUCCGCAAGGCUGCCCGGGAGCUGCUGACGCUGGACGAGAAGGACCCGUGGCGGCUGUUUGAAGGUCUUCUGUGAACUUUGAAUUCAAAUUUGGUUUAUGAGCCACAGAGGAACAUGCCCCAUGAACUCAGCCUUAGCGAGAACACUACGAAUUUUCUCACGAAACCAGAAAUAAUUGAACUUUUGUACGUGCUCUAUUUGGUCUGCCACACAAAGCAAAGUAAGCUGAAUGUCCUGAAGAUAAAAAUUUCACCUAUUCAACUGCUGAGGACCGAGGGUCCAUGGAUGACCCUGACAGAUGGUUCUAAGUGUCUGGAGCCCAGAGGAGAGAAUGUCUGGGGCUUCAUCCCCUUCACUCUACUUUGACAACCUCCCCUCCACAUCCUUGGGUCGACCUUUUAAUCUUUAUCAGCUGUUUUCAUUCAUUUAUUCUUUCAUAAAUUAUUCUGUCAUAUAGUUAGGAAAACAUACAACUGUAUAUGCAUAUAUAUUUAUAUUCAUAUACACACAUAUGUGUAUAGAAACAGAUACACACACAUAGAUAUACCUAUAUACUAUCUUAUAAAUGGUGGUUUUAAGUCAAUGCCAUAAAGGCAGAAUUUUUGCUUCCUUAGCAUCUGAAUUCAGUUGGGUAAGCCAAUAAUAAACAUGCAAACACAUACCAGAUGAAAAAUAUGUUAAAUGAGUGUAUAUUCCCAAAUAUGUAGAUUUAUACUCUCAUAUGUACAUGUCUGUCUAUUCAUUCCCCCCCAACCCUCCUCCCCCUGUCAGUCUGCCUAUCUUUCUCUUUAUUCUCUAUCUCUAUAUAUAAUCUAUAUGUCUAUUUACUUAUCAAUUUUCUAUAUCCACUAUAUGUUUGAUUAAUUACUUGAAGUAUAAUGGGUAAGGAGGAUGCAGGUCUGUUCUCAUCAGUGUCAUGAGUGAAGGUCCCAUGUGGAGAUGACAUUUAAGCUGCUCUUGAAAGAGGGGAGGGAGCCAGACUCACGUGAAGACCCAGGCACAUUGUGGCACAGGCGGCAGGUAUACCAGAUGCCCGGGGAAGGUCUAAGCCUGCUGUUCAGUAAGAAAGAGUCUGUGUGUAGAGGGGAAGGGUCUGAAGAGAAGGGGCACUUGUCCAUAGCAGCCAGGCCAGGGAUGACAGAACAGAGGAGAGAGCCCUUCCUCUUAGAAACAGUGAAAGCAGUGGCAUUUCAAAUGACUUUGAGAUUAAAAAAAGCUAUAGGAAAUUUUCACAACCUAUUUUGUGUGAUAUGAAAACCAUACAAAAAUAGCAAAAAAAAAAAAUAGAAAAAUGCUAAUUAUAAAGAUCCAUGAAAAACUCUAAAGAUAUCAGCUCAUAAAAUUUCCAAAAAUAUAAGUGAACAAUAAGUACAAUUCAGUUGCAUUAAUAUCCAAAUGUUUGGCAUCAAGAAGCCUUGUUGAUGUUUGUCACUGUGACAGUAAAUCAAAGAAAAAUUCAUUCAUCAGGAAAUGUAAACCUUUUAGUAAAAGAAACCAUUCCCAAUAGAACUCUAAUGUAACAGGAAGCCAUAUUGAAAUGCAUAGAUCAAUAUUACUAUAGCUAUAAAAUAUAAAUUUUCAAUCUUUUCCCUUAAAAUAAUGUGGACCAAUAGAGAAGCUGAUUUAUUAAAGCAAAGUUCAGGACAUUUUGCUCCAUCAGUAUUAUCAUAUAAUAUUUGAAAUGAGAGAAAAAGGUACACAAUUUGGAAACAAGCCAAAUUUCUGUUUUCUUUUGGUUGGUGUAAUUUUAACAGUAAAUUACAAAAACUCAAUGGAAAAACUGUUGAAUCAAAGACCUUAUGAAGUAGGAUGAUAAAGAAUAGAGAAUAAAAUUAAUAUACUCACAGGCACAGCUUUGUCAUGAACAUUCAGUUAUUAUUUACAAAAUAAUAAGGGAGCAAAGAAUGAUCUUAUUUAUACAAUAUUAAAUUUGUUGAAACAAUUCUAAAACUUAAGUGUAACAUGCAUGAUAUUAAGGAAUAAAACUGCAAAAUGUUUCUCCAUUUUAAUAAUAAAUACCAUUUGAAAAACAGCUUUGAUAAGACAAGGUAAUAUUUAGAAGCUAAUUCUCCAUAACAAAUGUAUGACUUGAACCUUUUCCCAAUAAAGAUAUAAAUAUACUUAUUUUAAAAUCUUAAAAAAAAACACAAAAAAAAACAAAAAAAAACAAGCAAUUAGGUCUGAGGGCUGGGACAUCUGCAGCUGAGGCAACAGGCAAGGAGAGAGUAUCAAUGGUGCAUUUUGAGCUGGGCUUCCUCAUUUUAAAAUUAGACUCAGGGGAGGGGGCUGAGGAAUUUUGAGCCUUUCACUGCCUCAGAAGACACCUGAAAUUUUGGUAUUUGUGAAGUUUUCCUGCAAAGAGCAGGCUGCCCCCACUCAGUCCUCUCAGGGUCCUCAGUUUCACCAGAGCACACUUCAAAGUCUUCUUAUUCUUGUCACAUAACAAAAACCUGUAAAUACCCCAGACACAGCCAGGAUACCAGUGUUUCCUCACCUAGAAGGCCACACCCACAACUUGGACACAUUUAAGUCUCUGAAAGGCCUGGCUGGACCUUCUCUGCCUUUGAUCUUCUAUUUUUUAAUGCAAUUUUAUUGAUAUAUAUUCUUACACCAUAUAAUGCAUACAAAGUACACAAUCAAAGGCUCACAGUAUCAACAUAUAAUUGUGCAUUCAUCACCACAAUCAAUUUUAGAACAUUUUCAUUACUCCAAAAAAUUAAUCAUACUAAUAAUAAAAAUAAAAAAGAACACCAAAAACAUCCCAUGCUGUCACUAAUAAUGUGGCCGAUCCUUUCAGCACCCAAAGUACUUAUGCUGGUCUCCUGAAAAGACAGGGAAGAUAAGAAGAUCAACCAACCACAAGACAAAUAUAUAUAUAAAGUACCAUCUGAUAGCAAGCUCACACCUUCCCAUAACUGUGCCAGCCGGGGCAACUUCACAAGUCAAACUUAAAAUCCAAAAGCAGCUGUAAAUCUUUCUAUGGGAAUCUAUCUUUAAAGCAGUACAAGUUAGCUUAAUCUUAUUUUUUAUAGUGAUCAAAAAAAAUUAUAAAUAUUGCCUACAAUAUAUUUUAAUGUCAUAUAAUGAGUGAUAGCUCCUAGAAUUAGUAAAGUAUAUAGUAGAAACACUUUUUUUAAAAAAAACCCAACAGCAGCCAAUUGUUAACAGACCAGCACUGUCCCUGCUGUCACUAUAGCUCCUCAACAGCCUUCAUGAAGGAACAUUCAUGGAGUUCUCACUAGCAAAGACUUAAAUAGCAGGUGAUUAAAUGCAUAACUUGAAAGGACUUUUGGGACUUACAAAAAUGGUCACUUUAUAUUUUGUUCUUUAAAUGCUAUCUUUUUUUAAUGAAAUAAAAAUAAAAGUUUGUAUAGAUUGAUUCUUAA